AUGGCGAUCGACGACUGGGUGAUGGAGGCCAUCAGCGGCGACCGGCUGACCCACCAGGUCGUGGAUCUGAAACCUCGACACCGUUUACUACUUCAGGAUUCAGGCCAAAAACGCCAAAGGUGGGGCCCUCUGUCGGAGCCGGUCCAGUUCAGGACGGCUAAAGUGGAGCUUCCAGACAAGAUGGCCAACGAUCAAGGUCGGGGAGAACACGCCUUCUGGCCGUCCGACACCAACCUGAUCGACAGGAGCAGCAUCAACGAGUCUCCCAUUGGUCAGAUGCGUCCGCCGCACGGCAGCGUCACGCCUCAGAAGAACAGCUACCUGCUGGUCAUCAUCCUGGUUUCCGUGGGCGCCAUCAGCGUGGUGGUCGUCACGGCGCUCGUCUGCAUCCACCGCUCGUCCUCCCAGCAGAGGAAGAAGCGGGCCAGCCACGGCGCCGGGAAGCGGAAGGGCAGCCAGAAGGAGCUGCGGCCGCCGGACCUGUGGAUCCACCAUGAGGAGAUGGAGAUGAAGAACCUGGAGAAGGCGCCGAGCAUCGCGCCGUCCGGACGCGACUCGCCGCUGCAGGCCUGCCAGGACCGCCCCCAGGUGGCCCACAGCCAAUCAGAGAGCCAGAUGGGCAGCAAGAGCAGCCACUCAGGAGCCGACGGCGACGAGGCGUCCAGCGGCAUCUCCACUCUGGACCGGUCCGUCACGGCCAGGAGGGGAACCAGGGGCAAGAUGAUGAUCCCCAUGGACCUGCAGCCCAGCAACACGCCUGUGGUCAGCGCCAUCCCGGUUUCUACGCUGGAAUCCUCUCAGUAUCCGGGGAUUCUGCCGUCACCGUCCUGCGGCUUCACGCACAACAAGUUCAGCCUCAGGCCCAUGCCGUUCCCCAGCCUGACGGUGGACAGAGGAUACACAGCAGCGAUGCCGUCGGACUCCUCCGCCGCCCCCCUGCUGCAGCAACAGGCUCCGCCCCCUCCGGCCGCCCCGCUGCUGCCCGGCUCUGCCGCUCCCGCCGCCGACCUGGCCCCCCCGGUGGGGCCCGUGCCCGGGGCCGCCGCCGCAUCGGGCCCCUCGGAGGAAGCCCAGGCGGCGGCCGCGCGCAGCAUCCCUACGGCCUGCGUCCGGCCCACGCACCCCCUGCGCAGCUUCACCAACCCGCUGCUGCCGCCGCCGAUGGGAACCAUCGACCCCAAGGUCUACACCUCCAUGCUGCCGCAGGCCAGUGCCAGCCUGCCGAAGCCCCAGGUGAAGACGGCGUCUCUGGGUCAGGCCGGGAAGGCCCGCUCCCCUCUGCUGCCCGUCUCGGUACCGACGGCGCCGGACCUGCAGGAGGAGGGCGGAGCCAAGCCGCAGGAGGAUUCAGCCGCCAACGUGUAUGAGCAGGACGACCUGUCGGAGCAGAUGGCCAGUCUGGAAGGACUGAUGCAGCAGCUCAACGCCAUCACCGGCUCCGCCUUCUAACCGCCACCUGGCCCGGACCGGACCGGACCGGACUGGCCCUUUCUCAGCCACGGACCGAUCUGCUCUGACUGACUGGUUGCCCAGAUCUCCAUCCGUUUGGUUUUGCUGGUCUGGGCUUUGAAAGGGAAUAAACUGUCCAGCAUCAGGAACUGGACCGGCUGCGGCCGAUUCCAGGCGUUCAAACUGAAACCCUCUAGAUUCUCCAACCCAGACAUGAACUGAGAGAAACCCAAACGCCUCCACACAGGAAUAUCACCGCAAAGAUUCUCCGUUUCUCCUGUUUGUGGUAUUUAUUAGCAUCGUCUCCUCUGAGUUUCAGACUCAGCUACUGUGACCGAACCUCGCCGACUUUCCACCGGUGGAAAUAUUCCUUCAUCAGAACGUUUGCAGAACGUUUGCAGAACGUUUGGAAACCUGCGAUUCAGAAAGCGAAACAUCUUCAGCCAAAGUUUCACUGACACACGAUAUUUUUCACAUGGACCUAAAGUUUCCCAUCAUGCCUCGCUGUCGGUUUGUUCUCCUUCAUUUCCGUUUGCCAACACAAAACAGGAAGUCCUGCGGAGCGUCAGCCGUCCAUCUGCUGUGAGCGAAGGAUCGAGAAGGAAGUCUGACCCGACGUUAGCCGUUAGCGACAUUAGCUUGUGUUGCGUCUGACCUUAGGAAGCUUAUUGUGAAUAUCUUUGUUUUUGCUGCUUGUUUCUGUCCAUCAAUCAGUCCAGAGGUCGAGAAGAAAAAAGGAAAGAAAACAAAAUCAAAUUAUUAGUAAAAGAAGAAACCGUCUGGAUUUUAGUUGCAACAUUAUUUCUGACGGUUGGAAGAUGUUGGACAAAGUGACAGUUCACCGAUUCAACAUUAAAGUGAUUCAGCUGAAGAAACAUCCUGGUAUCCGUAGGCAACGCUAAUGCUAACACUAGCAUUCGACUGUUAGCACUAGCACGCUAAAGAUCUGUCAGUAAUUCACUACAGACUUAGUCUUAGCCUGCUAACAGUGAUGCUAACUCUUAGCAAAGGCAGUAACAUGCUAACAGUUAGCAUAGUGAAGCGAGGAGCCGUCACUUUUCCCGCCUUUUUGUCCUGUUGCCUAGCAACCGUGACGCACUGAACACAAGCUGCUAAAAACGGAGCCAGAACUUUUCCAGAGUUUCAGUCGUUUAAUCCGUUUAGUGAAUUAAAUUUGAAACAGAAACAUGUGAAACAGAAGUGACCCAUGUGAAUCAUUCAGCUAAUUCAGCCUGAAUGAAACAUGAACCAGCAAUACAACAAUACAUCUUUAUACAUAAGUCCAAUAAGUUCAAGGUUUCCUGAUCAUUCUGACCAAUAACAGGUCAUGAAUCUGUUCAUGUGAACAGUUCUUUGCUUUAAGGAUCCAGAUUUAGAUGAACUGGUUCAUCUGCUCUGUGUUGGUUGUUUCCUGUCGUUCUGUUUUUAUCACUCUGGGAUUUUUUUCUGUUUUUAUUUGUUUUGAAGAACCAAACGAACACGACUGAUCAAAAAACCACCAGCUUCACUUUGAGUUUCAUUUUGUAGAAAAAGACAAAAAAGUUACAAAAAGACAAACAUAAUCCUGAAAAAGUCUAUUUUUACAUUCAGUGUCACGGCGCAGAUCAGAGAGCAAAGAAAAGUCAAGAACUAAUCAACAUGACACUCAGUAAUUAUCUGGUGUGAAACAGCUGCGUUUUCAUUACAGGAAGUAGAUUAAACGGUGAGACGACGACGUCGCGCAGCGGACAGGAAACUUCCACCAGUCACUUUCCAUUUAUCUGUUCUGACCUUCAGAGCUUCAAAGGUCAACAAUUUAAAAGUUUGAAACUAGAAAAUGAAUCUGAGAUUUUCCUCAGAAAUCUUUUAGAAAAACAUUUUUUUAAUCAAAUGUCAUAAUUUGGAAAAAGUUUAUGUUUUUUGGUGGAAGUUGUUGCUGUGGCUCUGAUGCGCCGACGGUUCUGGUUUCCAGAGGGAAUCUGUGUUUAGAUAGUGAAUCAUCCAGGACAAGAUGGAGGACGGAUGUCGAUGUAGGUUUAGACGAGUUGCAGUUUGUAAAAGAGGAAAGUUUAGUGAAGGUGUCAGGAAGGCGAGCAGAGCGGCGUACACUGUGAAAACUCAGCCGGCGGCUGAUGGCUUCUGGGUCAGCAUCUCCUUCAUCUUCUCUCGCUGCUGCAGCAAUCCACUUCCUGCCGCUCUUCCUCACAUCCUGAGAGGAAGACUCCGACUCGCCGCCCGAUCGAACGGCCGGCAGGACCAGCUUCCUUUGACCUGUGCUAAUCGGCAGGAACGUAAACUGACCAGUCGUCCACCAGCGCUGGGGGUAAAACGGGCCUCAGGCGGCUCUUUAUUUGCCUCAGGCGGCUCUUUAUUUGCCCCGGCCGCCAUCUUGACGUUUAUCUGCUUCCUGCGCCGACGGUCCAGGCUGUGAAUUUAUUACUGGGACGUUUCCACCGUUACCGUGGCAGCCAGUCCCGGGGCGGCGGGGUGAAAAGGUCGAGAAGAACCAGGAUCAAACUCAACAUCCAGCAGGUGGAAAUAAAUUGGACUUUUUGAAAUUUUCUGUUUUUAAAAGUCAAAUUUGUUUCAUUUUUAAAAACCCAA
Messenger RNA from Poeciliopsis prolifica (blackstripe livebearer), 4032 nucleotides. Its product is annotated as netrin receptor DCC-like. Gene Ontology annotation, cellular component: membrane. Bases 1 to 1449 code for a protein of 482 amino acids. The record is from RefSeq and is a predicted model, not a curated record. NCBI's taxonomy places the organism in Eukaryota, Metazoa, Chordata, Actinopteri, Cyprinodontiformes, Poeciliidae. The transcript has 10 exons.